GGCAUGAAGGAGCUUGCCCCAAGUCGCGAGCUGCGGAAGGCUGUCGUCCUCCAUGCGCUGCAAGGAGGGCGUAUCGGCGGAGGAGGAGGGGAAUGGACCAGAGACUUGGUGCAGGAUCAAAGGCUUCCUGGACGUCUGUGUGUGGCCAGUGAUGCUAUUGCAAGGAACUGAAGGAGGUGGGUUCAGAGGCGUCCACGGUGUGCAGCAGCUUGUCCAAGGCCCGCCGCGGCUACCUGGAGGAUGCCGUUUCCGGAGAUCAUCGACAUCAGCAACAAAGAUUGGUUGGCUAUAUCUUUCUUCGAGCCGCUGCCUGUUACUGAUUUUGUUGGACAGCUUCAAAACACAGAUAUCCACUCGAGUUCACUCGCAGAUGCUGAACGUGUCAAGUGGUCCCCCCAGGCCCGCCAUUCCGGCAGCUACUGUUCGCCGGACUCCUCCGCUGGUGAUGUCCCCGAUGGCCGGCAUCUUCGCUGGAUUCCGUGGACCAGAGACUUGGUGCAGGAGGCCUCCACGUCAUGGAGGAUCAAAGGUUGAAAGCAUGUCGGAGGAGGUUAUGAAGGGCGAGAACAGGCGUCGGAGUGGAACCGGGAGGAGGAGGUGUGGUGGCGAACACCAUCAGCGACAUCCAAAAGUGCAAUGUGGAGGCGCUCAGGUAGUUGCGAAUGGACUAGUGUACUGAGUGCGAUUGUUUUAGUGUACGGAGCUUCCGUUUGUUCUUGUAGAUUUAAUGAUUGAAUUGGUUCUGUAUUGGUUGGACAAUAGUUCAAAUGGUACCCUAAAUCUUAUUUUCUUUUCAUGUCCCCUAGUGUUGUUUUUUGUUCAUUGACACCAUGAUGUUCUUAUUUGAAGAUUUACAUCUGAUGCACGUUGUUCUGUCAUACUUGAACUUUUGCUUAAACUAUCAUCCCCUUAUUAUUUUGUCGCAUGGAAAUGGUGUAGCAUGAUUCCAGUCUAUGCCUAAGUUGUCGAAUAUUGGAUGCUUAAGUUGUGUACAUGUGCAUUAGCGGCUGUUAUUUUGGAGUC
Molecule: messenger RNA, 1023 nt
Organism: Lolium rigidum
Lineage: Eukaryota; Viridiplantae; Streptophyta; Magnoliopsida; Poales; Poaceae
Exons: 5
Coding region: 53-679 (208 amino acids)
Source: RefSeq, a predicted model, not a curated record